UUAAUGUAGGGGUGGGAUUGAGCUAAACUCUCUUGCUGCUGCCGGGGUAACGGAGUUUUGGGGUUGUGCGAAAUGUUGCCGGUGGACUACGAACUCCCGCCAUUUUUCAAUCAAGAUUUCGCCCUCCUUGUUUGUUUUCGUGCGUUUUAGAACCCAUCCCACAUCGCCCAGUAUCUACCGGAAGACGUGCGUGGAUCAAGGGCGAGAAGAGAAGGGAAGAGAAAGAGAAAGUGGAGCGAACGUAGCAAGAUCACCAGUGUGAGAAAGCGCGCCAGACCUCUCCGAAUAGCGCCUCCGCUUGUCUCUGCCGCCUCGGGUACCUAGUUAGCUACGAUCGCCGCUUUCCAUACGAUUGCCUCUUCUAGCACCUCUGUCAAAAUCGCUUAUCUUGGAGUCUAAUUUUCAAGUUCCAGAGGUUUUUUCACGUGGUUUGCAUCAAUCCAGGACUAUGGUGACACCGGCUCGAUGGAUAGUUCGCAAAAUAGUAGGCUAGCUAGCUACAUGUGUGUUGUUGUUUUGCAUUGAGGCUCAAGUCAACCGGCUAGCUCUCUGUAUGUAUCCUGAGCACAUUGCGUGUUCGGGGAACUCGUGAUAUACGAAACUGGAAUACGUGCUAAGAUUUUUUGUUUUUAUUGUUCCACAAUUGUGAUCGAGAAGGGGGUUAUUUGUUUUUUCGUCACCUCCUGACCUGCGCUCACGAUGGCACCGUUGUUGGGCCGGAAGCCCUGCCCGCUGGUUAAGCCACUAGCAGAGCCACCAGGCCCAGGAGAAACCAUCUACACCAUCGAGCACACCAAGGAGGCCUUUCGGAACAAAGAGGAGUACGAAGCGCGCUUGCAGCGGUAUGGCGAGCGCAUCUGGACGUGCAAGAGCACCGGCAGCAACCAGCUGACUCACAAAGAGGCCUGGGAGGAGGAACAGGAAGUCACCGAGCUACUGAAGGAGGAGUACCCACCCUGGUUUGAGAAGCCCGUCCUGGAGAUGGUCCAUCACAACACGGUCUCCCUGGACAAGCUGGUGGACCAGGCCUGGGUGGAGAUCCUCACCAAGUACGCCGUGGAUGAAGAGUGCGAUUUCCUGGUUGGGAAGGACAAGAGCCUCCGGGUGCGGGUGGUGAAGGCGCACCCGGUGGAGAAGCCGGAGGAGGACGCCGCCGCCGCCGAGAAGAAGCUGAACGGCGCCUGCGACUCGCCCUCCAGCGACAAGGAGAACGCCGCGCAGGAGAACCAGCGCAAGCAGGCCCCGCCCGAGGAGGAGGAGGGCCGGCGGGACAGCCUCUGUGACCGGGCUCGUCGCUCGCCCAGAAAGCUCCCCACGAACUUCAAGGAGGAGAAGAAGAGAUGGGUCAUGCCGAAAUUUCUGCCGCUCAAGUACGACGUCAAGCUGAUCAACGAAGACAAGGUGAUCAGCAACGUCCCGGCAGACAGCCUCUUCCGCACCGAGCGCCCGCCCAACAAGGAGAUCAUGCGCUACUUCAUCAGACACAACGCCAUGCGCUUGGGCACCGGGGAGAGCGCCCCCUGGGUGGUGGAGGACGAACUGGUGAAGAAGUACAACCUCCCGAGCAAAUUCAGCGACUUCCUGCUGGACCCACACAAGUACUUUGCCGAGAACCUCUCGGCCAAGCGGAAGAGCCUGAGCUCGCCGGACGGCAGACCCGCCAAGAAGCCGAAGACGGCGGCCGCGGAGGGGAACGCGCUGGGCGAGAAGGUGGAGAAAGAGAAGCAGAAGAAGCAGAGGAAGAAGGUCCCGGGCAACAUGCCCCUCAGCCCCAGCAUGUGGGGACCCAUGCAGCAGGUGAAGAAGAUGAACGGCUCUCCUCUGAAAGUCAAGAACUCCGGGACCCCCAAGAGCCCGUGCGCCAGCGGCGACCAGAACAACAGCGACGACGACGUCAUCCUCCUGUCGCCCGGCUUCCCCAAGGGCGCCAAGCCCGCCAAGAAGCCCGGCGACAAGAAGCGGGCGGAGGCCAAGAGGAACAGGAAGAGCGCUAACGCCGCCAGCGCCGCCGCCGCCGCCGGCAAGAGCCUCAACGGCCAGAAGGCCUCCAAGAAGGAGGGGAAGGACGGCAAAACGCCCAAGAUGAAGCAGAUGACCCUGCUGGACAUGGCCAAGCGCCGGUCCACCGCCAGCCCCAAGAAGAGGGCCAAGAGCGCGGGGCCGGGCACGCCCAAGCUGGGCAAGCCCCUGCCGCCCAUGGCCCUCCACCUGCUGCGCUACUACAAGGAGAACAAGGGCAAGGAGGACAAGAAGAGCGCGCUCUCCUCCCUGGUCUCCAAGGCGGCCAAGGUGCUGACGGCAGAGGACCGCGCCCGGCUGCCCGAGGAGCUGCGGGAGGUGGUGCAGAAGCGCUGGGAGCUCCUGGAGCACAAGAGGCAGUGGGCGGCCAUGAGCGAGGAGGAGCGGCAGGAGGUGAUGCGCAGGAAGCGGGAGGAGAUCAAGGAGAAGCUGCGGGAGAAGGCCAAGGAGCGGCGGGAGAAGGAGAUGCUGGCUCGCCGGGAGCUCCAGCGCCGGUUCGAGGACCAGGAGCUGGAGGGGCGGAGCCUGCCCGCCUUCAAGCUGGUGGACACGCCCGAGGGCGUGCCCAACGCCCUGUUCGGCGACGUGGCCAUGCUGGCCGACUUCCUCAACUGCUACGCCGGGCUCCUGAUGCCCGACGACCAGUACCCGGUCACCGCCCCCGCCCUCAUGGAGGCCCUGGCCGCCGAGAAGGGGGGGUUCCUGUACCUCAGCCGGGUGCUGGUGGUGCUCCUGCAGACGCUGCUCCAGGACGAGCUGGCCGAGGGCUACAGCGAGCUGGACAUGCCCCUGUCGGAGAUCCCGCUCACCAUGCACUCGGUGUCGGAGCUGGUGCGGCUGUGCCUGCGCCCGCUGGACGCCCAGGGCGAGGGCGGGUCCUCCGAGGCCUGCUCGCUGGGCGGGGACCCGGACGGCGCCCCCAGCGCCGAGGUCGUUGAGCGGCUGGAGGCGGCCGAGGUGUUCGAGCUGACGCCCGAGGAGAAGGCCCGCCUCCUGGUGGCGCUGUGCCACCGCAUCCUCAUGACGUACUCGGUGGAGGACCACGUGGACGCCGUGCAGCAGCGCUCGGCCGAGCUGUGGAAGGAGCGGCUGGCCACCCUCAAGGAGGCCAACGACCGCAUGCGGGCCGAGAAGCAGAGGCGCAAGGAGCAGAUGGGCGCCAAGGGCGCCGCCGGAGGUUGGGUCAAGGUGGAGGGCGGCGGCGGCGGCAACCCCGCCACCCCGGUCUCGUCCUCCACCACCUCCUCCUCCUCCUCGUCCUCCGGAAAGGCGGACAAGAAGAAGGAGAAGGAGGGCGGCGGCAAGAAGGACGCCGCGGGCAAGGCCAAGCCGGAGCCCAAGCCCGAGCCAGAACCGGAGGACAUGAUCAGCACGGUGAAGAGCAGGAGGCUCCAGUCCAUCCAGGCCAAGAAGGAGAAGGAGGAGCAGGAGAGGCAGAACAAGGAGCGGAUGGAGAAGGAGGCGGAGGAGGAGCGGGUGAGGAAGCAGAAGGCCGCCGCCGAGAGGGCCUUCCAGGAGGGCAUCAAGAAGGCCAAGCUGGUCCUGCGCCGCGUGCCGCUGGGAACGGACCGCAACCACAACAGGUACUGGCUCUUCUCUGAUGUGGUUCCCGGGCUGUACAUAGAGAAGGGCUGGGUGCACGAGAGCAUCGACUACAGCUUCAGUCUGCCCCCCGAGGAGGUGAAGAAAGAGGAGGCGGAGCCCGAGGCGCCGGCAGAGGCGGAGAAGGAGGAAGAGUGCGAUGGGGAGAACAGCCUGAGCGAUGAAGGUCAGCAGGGAGCGCUGGCUGUCCCGGAGACCCCCAUCGAAAGGACCACCCCGAAACAGGGGCAGAACCUCUGGUUUGUGUGUGACACGCCGCGGGAGCUGGAGGAGCUGAUGGAGAGCCUGCACCCGCAGGGAGUGAGAGAGAGCGUGCUCAAGACCAAGCUGCAGUACAGGUACCAGGACAUCCUGCACUCCAUCCACCUGGCGCGCAAGACCAACCUGGGCCUGAAGACCUGCGACGGGCACCAGGAGCUGCUCAAGUACCUGCGCAGCGACAUCAUCGAGGUGGCGUCUCGCCUGCAGAAGGGCGGCCUGGGGUACAUGGACGACACCUCGGAGUUUGAGGAGCGGGUGCGUUCCCUGGAGAACCUGAAGGAUUUCGGGGAGUGCGUGAUCGCCCUGCAGGAGAGCGUGAUCCAGAAGUUCCUGCAGGGCUUCAUGGCGCCCAAGCAGAAGAAGAAGAAGCCGAGCGGGGAGGAGAGCAGCAAGGCCGAGGAGGUGGACGAGGAGAAGAGGCUGGCGGCGGAGGCCAAGGUGGCGACGGCGGUGGAGAAGUGGAAGAGCGCCAUACGGGAGGCGCAGACGUUCUCCCGCAUGCACGUGCUGCUGGGCAUGCUGGACGCCUGCAUCAAGUGGGACAUGUCCGCGGAGAACGCGCGCUGCAAGGUGUGCCGCAAGAAAGGAGAAGACGACAAGCUGAUCCUGUGUGACGAGUGCAACAAAGCCUUCCACCUGUUCUGCCUCCGCCCCGCGCUCUACUCCAUCCCCGAGGGGGAGUGGCUGUGCCCCGCCUGCCAGCCCGCCGUGGCCCGCCGAUGCACCAGGGGGCGAAACUAUAACGAAGACUCUGAGGAAGAGGAAGAUUCAGAGGAGGAAGAGGAAUCGGAUGAGGAGGAGGAAGAUGAGGAGGACGAGGAGAAUAAUGAUGACAAUGAAUUUGGACACUAUUUGAGGUCGCGGAAGGCUAGCAAGGGCAAGCGCUCGUCCUCACGCCCCAAACCCGCCCCCAAGGCGCCCCCCAAGAAGGCCACCCCCCCGAGUUCCAGGGCCGGCCGGCAGAAGGGGUCCCCCGGGAGCCCCCCCGACAGCGAGGAGCCGCCCAGCUCCAGGCGCCGGGUGAGCAGACAGGAGCAGGACCUGGGGAAGUGCGAGGAGGUCCUCAACAAACUGAUCAAGUUCCGCUACAGCUGGCCCUUCAGGGAGCCGGUGUCUGUGGAGGAGGCGGAGGACUACCUGGACAUCAUCUCCAACCCCAUGGACUUCCAGACCAUGCAGCGCAAGUUCUCCGAGGGCCAGUACCGGCACAGCAGCGACUUCCUGGAGGACAUGAAGCUGGUCUUCUCCAACGCCGAGGAGUACAACCAGCCCGGCAGCGCCGUGCUGGGCUACAUGGCCAAGACCGAGCAGCACCUCGUGGAGCUGCUGCACCGGCUGGCCCCGGGCCUGGGCUACCUGCGCCGCCGCGCCCGCAAGUGGGCGGAGCCAGAGCCCCGCCCGCAGAACGGCAAGCGGAAACGGACCGCCAAGCGGGACGAGGAGGAGGAGGAGGAGGAUGAAGAAGAAGAGGAGGAGGAGGGGGGCAGGCGCCAGAGCGCGCGGAGCAGGAGGCAGAAGUACGAGGAGAGCGAGGAAGAUGAGGAGCAGGAGGAGGAGGAGGAGGAGGAUGGGGGGGGCCGCCCGCGGAGGACGAGCAGGCGCACGGCCGCAGGCUCCGCCCCCCGGGGUUACCGCGAGCAGGAGAGCGACAGCGAGCGCGAGGAGGCGGAGAGCAGGCGGGCGGGGCGGCGGCGGAGGCGGAGGGGGAGGGGGGGAGCGGGCGACGGGGAGCACAGCGACGAGGACAGGGCGGGGCCGCGGCACUCCAAACGCCAGCGACUGUCCCGCUGAGGAGCGUCCCGCGGGGAGAGGGGCGCGGCCGGCGUCCCCGUCCUUUCCGACGCUCGUUCAGGAACUCUAUCUGCUUUCGCUCCAAACGGACACCUCCAGGGCCCCGCCCCCUGCCCCUGCCCCUCCCCCAGAUUAUCAGACUUCAUUUUAUGUUCAUAUUUUGAGAAAAAAAAAAUUUGGUAUUUGUAAGGUGUUUAUUACUGGUGAAAAUUUUUUCAAAUAAGAGAAGAAAAAAAAAAGUAUGUUUUAGUAUUGAAGAUUUUGAGCUCUUAUAGGAUUUAAUUUGAGAACUGUUAUCAGUGCGAUUAAAAGCGGAACUCUUUGCAGUUUUAGUUUGUCACCCUGGCCAGUGUUUGACGUGGACGUCUUUGUUUAAGCCGCUAAAGAACAAGCAAGGUUCUGGGAGAGGGGGGGGUCGGCAGGGAGGGAGGGGGUGUCGAGGGGGGGCAUUGACAGCUGUGUGGAGAGAGAUUUGGCAGCUGUGGGAUGAACUGUGGUGAUUUUUUAUUUUUACUCUUUUUUUUGUUUGUUUUUUGUUUCCACGGGACACCGAGUCAUCGUCCCGUGGCCCCGGCUCCUCUGGGGGGGCGAGAGCGACACACCAACAGGAUUCGUCUUUUCAAAAAAAAAAAAAAACAACAAAAAAUAAAAAAUAAAAAGAAAAGAAAAAAGAAAAUUUCUAAUUCUAACACAUUCAGGUUCUUCAUUCUAUAUGCAACACGACGUCUGUAACUGCAGCUCUACAGAUAUGCAAGGGGGUUUCAUAACUCGUAGGAAGGGAACAACAGGCCGAGCGUCCGGCCACAGCACAACUUCUCAGCAUUCGGGGACUCCGGUGUCUGAUUGGUCCAACGUUCAGGUGGGGGGGGGCGUCGGCCUUCCCCGAUGCUCCGCCCCUUUGUCUCGGAGUGACAGGUGGCACCACUCCUACCGUAGCGUGGCGCCCCCUUUUUCUGUGUACUUUCCUAGCAACGAGCGAAGAGGGGGUGGCCAAGUUACCCCCCCCCCCCUUCAGCUGCACUACCUCUUGUGUAUAGUGAUCAUAAGCAGUGCGGGGGGCGGGGGGGCAAUGCACUGCUCAGGAGUCUCUUGCUACAUUUCUAUUUAACAGUUAGCAUCCGGUUGCAUUUUUUCUUGGUCUGGGCGCAUGAAAAAGUGUCGACCUGGAUGGAUGUGUAAAAGACAAAUGUAUGUAUAUAUGAAUAGACUUUUUGUUUUGCAAAAUUUGGAUGAGUUUAUAGGCAGGGUUUAAGCCUUGUCCUGGAAAAUAUAGAACUGACGGCAAGUAAAAAUGCAUUCUGUGCAUUGGUGCAUUAUAUACCAGCUCUGUACUGAUGCAGUAUAUACCAGCUCUGUACGGGUGCAGUAUAUACCAGCUCUGUACGGGUGCACUAUAUACCAGCUCUGUACGGGUGCAGUAUAUACCAGCUCUGUACCGGUGUAGUACAGACUCAGGUCAGCAAGGACACGGUAGACUAGCUGCAGCUAUGUGCUAUGUGGCGAUUUCCCCACAGUUUAGUUACUAAAGAACACAAAUUCCCCUCUGUUCCCUGUGGACUGCGUGGGUGGACGGCUUCAAGGCUAGUUCAUCUGGUCAAAUUCCAUAACCCAAACUGACAGUUGCCAAAACCUCCUUAAAAUCCAGUUGUCAUCCGCGGAAUAAAUAUUUGUAAAUGGGCGAAAAUGGCGCCUUUCUAUUAUUAAUAUUCCAAAGUGCAGUACGCUUGCUUGUUGCAAAAAUAUUUUGCUGAGGUUAGAGUAGAAUGUUUUGAUCAGUAUGUUACAGGUAAUGCUUAACGCUUUAUUAUUUUCUUUUUUUUGCUUUGCAUUAAACUUGGGCAGAAUCUGUCACAGCUCUUUCCAUUUCCUACCUGUGCGCAAAAAAAUGAUGCAGUUCCGUCUGCCACCAGCAGGUGCUGCUCUUGUUUUGCGUUUUUGAUGAAGAGCUGGCGCUUGGAGCAGAGGUCCGUACCAGUCUUGUCUACAGGCUGCCUCCUGUUUCAGCAUCUCCUGCCUGGUCAGUUUGCCAUCUUGGCUCGCUCUGUCCUCCGCUAUAGGGAGGAAGAAGAGGCAGCAUCUGACGCAAAGCGUCAACUCCCCCGUCGUAUCUGGAAUUAGCCAUUUAGCAUCUUCAGUCGCUGCCCCUGGCAACAGAAACGUGGCUAGCGCCGAUGUGUGCAGGGAAGUGCACGUGGUGCUAAUUUUGGAGAGGGUGUCAUGGUUCUGUCCAAAGUGCAGAGUGUGCGUGUUCGUGGUUCGUGUUGGUCCUGUGCUGUAUUGUACAGUGUAGUAGAACACCUUGGGGAGCCAUGCGUAUUUUCCCUCCGAUCCUGCGAAGUCGCCAGUCGCCCUCACUCACUCGUCGCCGUGGCGACUGCGCCGAUCGCCGUAGCGACUUGACCCGCUUGGGUACUAACGGAUUAUUACUGACGGGAUCCAGAAUCUACCUUUUUAAAAAUACAAUUAAAAAAAAAAGCUCUUGACUAUCAGAGCCAUCCGGUUACAGGCUGGCUGUCUGCUGUACAUUUUCAAAUCUUUGUUUACUAGGUCUCAAGGUCAGUGACAGUUCUGGGUCGUUUUUUCCGGGGUUUUUUGUAAUAAGCUCAGAGUGGAAUGGCGAUGGAAACCGUGGAGGCUCCUUCGUGAUUCCAAAAUAAGAACUUGUUUGCAUCUCAGAUUUCUUUGUAAAAAUCAGCAUCCCAACCAUCACUGCCAACUUUUAUGUAUUGGGACGCACUUGUAGUCGAGGGAUUGGAAGUGUUUCUUUCUCUCCCGCUCCCUCCCUCCCUCCACCUCCCCUUUUUAAUAAAAAAACAUUCUUAAUGUACAA
Anguilla rostrata (American eel) is the source of this 8503-nucleotide messenger RNA. RefSeq names its product bromodomain adjacent to zinc finger domain, 1B (gene baz1b). Gene Ontology annotation, biological process: chromatin remodeling; DNA damage response. Gene Ontology annotation, cellular component: WICH complex. Lineage: Eukaryota; Metazoa; Chordata; Actinopteri; Anguilliformes; Anguillidae. Gene Ontology annotation, molecular function: histone binding; histone H2AXY142 kinase activity. The record is from RefSeq and is a predicted model, not a curated record. The transcript is spliced from 20 exons. The coding region runs from base 700 to 5673 and encodes 1657 amino acids.